This is a messenger RNA of Eucalyptus grandis, 726 nucleotides long. Its product is annotated as leucine-rich repeat extensin-like protein 5. Bases 1 to 726 code for a protein of 241 amino acids. Lineage: Eukaryota; Viridiplantae; Streptophyta; Magnoliopsida; Myrtales; Myrtaceae. The transcript has a single exon. The record is from RefSeq and is a predicted model, not a curated record.
AUGGACGAGGACGAGACAGCCACUGCUUAUCCACCUGCAACAGCGCCGCCCACUACGAACCCGCCACCAAUGACCACGGCAGCGCCGAACCCUCCGACGGCAUAUAUGCCGAACGCCACGCCCACAAAUGGUCAUGGGCCACCGGCACACGUGCAUCCCCCAGCAGGGCAGGGGUACCCAGCCCCACCGCCGCCUGUCGCGUACCUGCCACCAAUGCCCGGGGCAGCGCAGAACCCUCAGGCGGCAUAUCUGCUGUACGCCAUACCCCCUUACGGUUAUGGGCGGCCGGCACACUUGCAUCCCCUGGCAGGACAUGGGUACCCAGCCCGACCACCGCCUGCCGCGUACCAGCCACCAAUGACGGGGGCAGCGCCAAACCCUCAGAUGGCAUAUCCGCCCAACGCCAUGUAUACAUAUGGUUAUGGGCCGCCGUCACAAGUGCAUGCCCUGGCAGGACACAGGUACCCAGCCCCACCGCCGCCUGCUGCAUACCCGCCACCAAUGCCCUGGCCAGCGCAGUACACUCAGCCCGCCCUGCCCACAUAUGGCUAUGGGCCGCCGGCACGCAUGCACACCCCGGCAGGACACGGAUAUGCAGCCCCAUGGCCGCUUGCCGGCGGGGACUUCCUGCAGAGGGUGAUGACCGGGGCCGCUGUGGAGGCGUUGUUGAAUAUCUUGGGAUCACCCGGAACCGGUGACGGGCUUUUUCCCGAUUCCUGGUUUUGA